AUGUACGGAUUUUGCGAUCUUUUAAUUUUAAGCUGUUUAUUUGUCAGUGGCUUCAAUUACGGUUAUUAUUGUAAAUAUGUGGAUAUUUAUGAUAAUCUGUGGAAUCAUUGGUACGCUAUAUGCGGCUGUUCAACAUUAUUAAUUGUGGCUACUGGCUGGUGCCUGCGUCAUUAUAAGAAACGUCAAUUCCUUUAUGAAAAUUUUUAUAUAAUAUUCUACGGCUUAAUAACUAACGUGAUAUGCUCUUGUUUCAUGCUGAAUAAUGAUAUGGAUACGGCUUUCUAUUUCGGUUUUACAGCUAUGGCUGCAAUAUAUUUACCAUGUUUUAGUUACAUUUACUUGCGUUGCGAUCCGCAAGGUUUAAGACCGUUCAGCUUGGCUUUGGGUAAUACCUCCUAUUAUUUUGGCUUGACAUUGGGCUUUGCUUUAUAUAAUGAAUUCGAAGCCAAAUUAUGCGGUUGGAUGCUUUUAGCUCUUAACGCUUUAAUGAUUCUAUUGCUGAUAAUCAAUGAGUGUUUACAUUAUCAUAAUUAUCAGAAUUAUAAGAUAUCCUGCGAUUUAGUUUAUAAUCUAUUAAAUGACGAAAAGCUUUUAUAUAUCAGCAAUAGAUCAGUGAAAGCUUUAUUUAUCGGCCGCGACGAUUAUGUAUUCAAGCGUAAUACUCAAUAUCUGGUAGUUGCUAUAGCGUUCAUUAUAUUGUUGGAAAAAUCAUCAUUGCAUUCGUAUACAUAUUUCCAGUUAACCUGGUCGUCAACAUAUGCUUACUUGCAUUCACAAUAUUGGUGUUUACCGUUUUUAUGUUACACGACAGGAUGCUUGAUAGGUGCUGCUCUUAUGUUACGUUAUAAGCCAAAAUUGAUUUACCUUCAAUUUGCCAUUAUCAAAAUCACGCUCACAUCGGCCGUACUUUUAGUUUAUAAUGAUUAUUUACUGGAGAAAUGUUUCCUCUUCCUAUGCCUAUAUUACUUAAGUAUGGGAGUUUACUCUAGUGUAGGCCUACAAAUGCUAAUAGAAUCUUGUCCAUUUCUUUACACCGAAUUGGCCUUAGCUAUUUCAUAUUCAUUGGAAAUCGGAGCAACGGAAGCUUUCAAAUAUGAAACAAGACUUGAAGACAUUUAUACGAUUUUAUUAAGUAUAGGUUUGUCGACAAUUUGUUUAACCUUAAUUUGUGCUAUACUGGUGUUAGUAUUUUUACCUAACUCUAAAGGUUUAAUUGAAAUGCGCAAUAAUUUAUUGGGCAUUUAUCGACAACCGGUUAAGAGCUAUACAAAUAAAUUGCAUAGCAAUAAUUAUUUUUUACAAUUAGAGGCACCAGUCACUUCCGAAGUGAUCAUAGAUAAUAAUCGCGUUUUUCAUCAAUAUCCUCCGAAUGAACGGGACAAACAAAUUAUGAAAUAUUAAUAAAGUUUUUUCUCUUUCGGUCGUUUUUUUCUUUUUUGAUUUUUUUUU
Messenger RNA from Glossina fuscipes, 1449 nucleotides. RefSeq lists its product as uncharacterized. The record is from RefSeq and is a predicted model, not a curated record. NCBI's taxonomy places the organism in Eukaryota, Metazoa, Arthropoda, Insecta, Diptera, Glossinidae. The transcript is spliced from 3 exons. The coding region runs from base 1 to 1401 and encodes 466 amino acids.